This is a messenger RNA of Gossypium arboreum, 1275 nucleotides long. Its product is annotated as GDSL esterase/lipase At5g22810-like. The transcript is spliced from 8 exons. NCBI's taxonomy places the organism in Eukaryota, Viridiplantae, Streptophyta, Magnoliopsida, Malvales, Malvaceae. The record is from RefSeq and is a predicted model, not a curated record. Gene Ontology annotation, molecular function: hydrolase activity, acting on ester bonds. The coding region runs from base 1 to 1275 and encodes 424 amino acids.
AUGUUUGCUUCCUUCCUCUGUCUUUGCAAAGCGGUGGGAGUGUGUGAUGGUGUUGGUGGCGGGCAGCAUGGGAGAAUGGGAGUGGUCUUGGUGGCGAAAGAUGGGAGAGUGGGAAGAGUAUCUUGUAAUUUUUUAUUAAUAAAAUUGGUUUAUGAUUUUUCUGUAUUGAAUGUUUAUGAGAUUAGUUUUGAGCAACUACAUUCUCAGGCUCUUCUCAAUUACCCCCCAAAAAUGAAGUUUGUGGCUCUGCUUAUUCCUUUUGCAAUUUUGCUUUCUAUGGUUAAGGGUCAACUUGUUCCUGCCAUGUUCAUAUUUGGAGACUCAAUUGUUGAUGUAGGAAACAAUAAUGAUCUGGUUACGCUUGUAAAAGCUAACUUCCCUCCUUAUGGGAGGGAUUUUGCUCAUCAUGAACCGACCGGAAGAUUCUGUAAUGGAAAGCUAGCGAUAGAUAUUAUUGCUGAGGGACUUGGCUUCACUGACCAUCAGCCCGCUUACAUGAGUGACAAGGCUAACGGGGAAAUGUUGUUGAUUGGAGUCAAUUUUGCAUCAGCUGCUUCCGGUUAUUAUAAUGCUACAGCAAUUUUAUACAAUACAUUCUCUUUAAGUCAACAAUUGGAAAAUUACAAAGAUUACAAGAAUAAAUUAACAGCUAUAACGGGAAAAUCGAAUACAUCUUCAAUCAUAUCGAACGGAAUCCAUCUUAUUAGUUCUGGGAGCAGCGACUUUCUUCAAAACUAUUACAUUAAUCCUUUAUUAUUCACAUCCUAUACACCUAAUAUGUUUUCAGAUAUUCUCAUUGAAUCAUAUGAUAAUUUCAUUCAGAAUUUAUACGAGCUUGGAGCAAGAAGAAUAGGAGUCACAACUUUACCACCACUUGGGUGCUUACCGGCAGCCAUCACAGCUUUUGGGCAUGGUAGCAAUCAGUGUGUGGCUAGAUUAAAUAACAACGCAAUUUCAUUUAACAACAAGCUCAAUCACAGAUCUCAAAGGUUAAAGAGAAGGUUUUCUAAGCUUAAGUUAGUUGUCCUAGACAUCUAUAGUCCUCUUUACACCAUUAUCACAAAGCCUGAUGAGAACGGUUUUGCAGAGGUAAGAAGAGCUUGUUGCGGGACUGGAUUGCUUGAAACAUCCAUACUAUGCAAUCAACAUUCCAUUGGAACUUGCUCAAAUGCGUCACAAUAUGUUUUCUGGGAUAGUUUCCAUCCAACAGAGGCUGCAAACAAGAUUUUAGCUACUAACCUCUCUAAUAGUGGAAGCUCUUUAAUUCAACCAUAG